This is a messenger RNA of Bicyclus anynana (squinting bush brown), 30840 nucleotides long. It is a transcript of the gene bent, whose product is annotated as twitchin. Bases 263 to 30016 code for a protein of 9917 amino acids. The transcript has 158 exons. NCBI's taxonomy places the organism in Eukaryota, Metazoa, Arthropoda, Insecta, Lepidoptera, Nymphalidae. Gene Ontology annotation, biological process: protein phosphorylation. Gene Ontology annotation, molecular function: protein binding; protein kinase activity; ATP binding. The record is from RefSeq and is a predicted model, not a curated record.
UCGUAGUUUAGUUACGAUUUCGAAAACGACCCGACGCGUCGCGCCGCCGGCGAUAUCCCGUAUUUCUCACGAAUUACGCUUUACCUUCACCAAGUUCUCGUUGCACGUCGCAUUGACCCAUUGUGUGUUUGUGAUUUGAUUGUGUAUGGACUAUUUUGUGAAUUUGGAUUUGUUUUGCCAACUAUUUAUCGGAUCGCAGCUCGUCCUUUUCAACAAGCGACCAGCCACCCCUCUCAAACAGUGAUGUCAACCAGCUAGCGCCAUGGGGGUAACCGACGAUUUUGCCCCGAGUUUCACUCAGAAGCCGCAGCUGCGCCAGGAGGACGAUGGCAACAAGCUGGUCUUCGAGUGCCAACUCCUGGCCUCACCCAAGCCGGAGAUCAGCUGGUACCGCAGCGAUGAGCUGCUCAAGGAAGACAACAGGACACAAUUUAAGAUCCAGAGCAUCGCCAACAACAAGUUUCUGGUGGUGCUCGUGCUGGACGAUGUGAUCGAAACUGACGCGGGGCUGUACAAAGUUAAGGCUAAGAACAAGAUGGGCGAGGUGGCCGCCUCUAUUAACCUUAACUUUAGCCCUGCUGAUGAAGAAAAACAAAAGCAAGUAGACGGUAAAGCACCAACGUUCGCGCGCAAGCCUGCCAUUAGACAGGAAGACGAUGGCAAGCGGUUGAUAUUCGAGUGCCGGAUCGAGGCCGAGCCAGUGCCCGGCGUCACGUGGUUCCACAACACAGAAGAGGUCAAACCGGGCUCAAGACAUAAGUUAACAGUGAGCAAGGAUGGCAAAUCAUACUACGCAUCAUUAGAAAUUAACAAUGUGACCGUGGAAGAUGCCGGGAAAUAUCGAGUCACGGCCAAAAAUGAACUCGGUGAAAGUAACGCCACGAUUAGCUUGAACUUCGAUAGCGACGAAGCCCCCGUGCCUGAAGACUUUAUCAAACCUACGUUUACGGAGAGACCGGUCAUCAGGCAAUCGGAGGACGGUACCAAAAUCACAUUCGAAUGUCGGUGUGUUGGCAAACCGAAACCAACCAUUGCAUGGUACCAUGGAAAGAAGUUAAUAAAAGAAAGUAGUCGGUACAAAAUUUCGUUAGAAGAGGACCAAACGCUAUAUCAUAUGGCGCGAUUAGAAAUAAUAGGUGUAGAUAAUUCCGAUAAGGGAGAAUACAGGGCUAUAGCAAAAAACAAACACGGCGAAGGCGUAGCCAAAAUUAACUUAAAUUUCCAGGGUGGGGACAAACCAAAAAUUCCCGAUGGGAAAGCUCCUAGGUUUCCAAAAAAACCUACAAUACGACAAGAAGGGGAUGUUUUAAUUAUGGAAUGCAUACUUGAAGCACAUCCUGUGCCAGAUAUUACAUGGUUCCACGGGGAUAAAGAAAUUAGGGAUGGUAAUAAAAUGAAGAUGUCCAGAAAAGCAACUGGAAAGGACACUUUUAAUCUUACCCUAGAAAUUUUGGGUCCCACUAAGGAAGAUGGGGGAAAUUAUAGGUGUAAUGCUUUCAAUUUAUAUGGUGAAAGCAAUGCCAAUAUUGCUCUCAACUUCCAAGGGGGAGACGACGAAAAUGGUUUCGCUCCAUCUUUCAUUGAAAAGCCACGAAUAAUACCGAAUGAAGAUGGCACUCUCAUUACAAUGCGCUGUGUCUGCAAAGCAAAGCCGGCGGCAGAAGUCACGUGGUACAGAGGCACAACGGUUAUUAAGGCUAGCAGUAAAAUAGAAAUCAAAUCUUCUGUUAUAAAAGAAGAUGUAUAUGAAUUAAUAUUGCUCUUAUCUAAUCCGACGGCAGCGGAUGGUGGCGCUUACCGCUGUUAUGUACGGAACGAGUUUGGAGAGAGCAAUGCUAAUCUAAACUUAAACAUCGAGGCUGAACCAGAGCCUGAAGGCGAGGGACCAACUUUCGUUGAAAAACCUACUAUUCAGUCCAAAGAAAACGGUAAACUUGUAAUAAUGAGUUGCAAAGUUAAAGCUAGUCCAAGACCAACAAUUGUGUGGUACCACGAGGGCAGAGAAGUUAGGGAAUCGUCAAAAAUUAAGACCAGGGUCGAAGUAAAAGAAGACAUUUACACUAUUAUUUUGGAAUUAAUCGAUCCUGGUAUUGAAGACUCCGGAUUGUAUAAAUGUAAUAUAAAGAAUGAACUUGGAGAGCUAAAUGCAAACCUGACGCUCAAUAUUGAAAUCAUUCCAGUUAUUAAAGAAAAGCCGAAGAUCAUUAAAAUAAUUAAAAAGAAAACAGUUAUUGUUGAGUGUAAGGUAUUAAGUAAAUUUGCACCUUCUUGUACAUGGUAUAAAGAAGCAAGUGCUGUUAAGGAAGAUGCUAGACAUACUGUCCUUAUAGAACCUGUUAGAGAAGGUGAAUUUGCAGUGAAGUUAGAGAUUUCAAACAUAUCACAACAAGAUAGAGGCUCAUACAAACUUGUUGCGAAAAAUGAAAAAGGUGAAGCAACUUCACAACAAGUUGAAAUCACUGAUAUUCCUGAAGAAAAAGGGGACAAACCUCAGAUUAUCAAACAUCUCAGAAGUUUGGCCAGGAAAGAAAAUGAGGAGGCAGAAUUCGUAGCUGUACUUAAAACAUCAGAUCAAUCAUGCAGAUGUACCUGGUACAAAAAUUCUACAGUGAUACGAGAUUCAUCUGAAAUUAAUACGUCAUUUGACGGUACAAAUGCAAGACUGAUCAUAAGAAAAGUAACGCACAAAUAUGUAGCUAACUAUAGGGUAGUAAUAAAGAAUGAAUAUGGCGAGGAUGAAUCUAGUGCAGACUUGACAAUUGUUGAAGAAAAGAAAAAGAAAAAGGAAGAGGAAGAGGAAGAGGAAACAGUGAUGGAGGAGUCGGAAGAAGAAAUGUCAAUCGUUGAAGAAAAAUCAGUUAUCGAAGAAAAUCACAUUGAUGAGAAAAAGGAAAAACAGGAACUGAAACGUAAGGAAGAAGAAGAAGAAGAGGAAGAAGAAGAUGAAAAGACUCUUAUCAAAAAGAAAAAAGUGGCUGCCAAGAAGGUAACAAAGAAAGAAGAGGUUAAAGUAGAAGCUAAACAGGAAGAAAUUCAGAUUGAAGCAAAGAAAACAGAAAGUAAGGAAGAACAAAAGCUAGAUACCAAACUCGAAGCAAAGAAAACGGCAACUAAAGUUGAAGAAAAGAAAGUAGAGACUAAGUUACAAACUCAAGAAGAACAAAAGAAGGCUGAAGUUGAAAUUGAUGAAGCUAAAAAAAUUCUAGAAAAGAAAGCAGCAAAAACAGAAGAAGAAAAGAAAGCCCUCUUAGAAAAAAUUGAGAAAAAGAAAACAGAGAAAGAACCCGAACCAGAGAAAAAAAUUGAAGGCAUUCCAAAAUUAAAACCUGUAAAACCUAAAGAAGAACCUAAACCUGAAGAAGAUAAAAAAGAAAGUAAAAAGACUGAAGAAAAGAAAAAAGUAAUAAAAAAGAAAGUUGUUGCAAAAAAGAAGGAAGAAAAAGAGGAUGAAUUCGACUUUGUUGAUGAUUACGAGCGUCCAGUAUUGGAGAAAUACGAAAGAAUUACACCUACACCACUUGAAAAGAAAUCAAAAGUUAGUGACACGCCCCAGACAAAACGGGCCUCUCUAUCAGAGAGCAUUAAAAGUCAACCAGAAGAAAGUGACGAGGAGGAACCUUCUUUGGCCACUCCGGCUCCAGAGAAGAAACCAAAAGUUGAACAAACAGAAAAGGUUGAGGAGACAAAGCGACCAAGUAUCAAAAAGGGAGUUCUGAAACCAGAGGAACCGAUUGAUGAAUUAUCAAAAGUAAAAUUAGGAAAAGCUCCAAUAAAGCCAGUUGAAGAGCCAACUGAAGAACCACAAGUAGCACAAAGCAAAAAACCAAUUAAAAAGCCUAAUGAACAAAAAGAGUUUGUAGAUGAUUACGAAAAACCUGAUCUUGAAAAAUACGACAAAAUUUCUCCAACAUCAAUAGAUAAAACAAAAAAACAGAAUGGAGUUAAAGAGGAAUCACCAGAAUUCGUAGAUGAUUACCAACGUCCAGAACUUGAAAAAUUAGAAAAACUGACUCCUACUCCUAAAACCAAACUUAAACCUAAUGACACACAGGAUGAGACUGAUACUAUGAAAGGCAAAAUUAAACCUAAAGAUAAGGAAGAUGAACCCGAGUUCCCAACAUUAAGAAAACGUUCAGUAGCAAAGGACAAGGAAGAGGAGAAAAAACCAGAUGAAAAACCAAAGGCAAAGACUGUUAAAAAAGAUGAACCAAAAGCAAAAAAACGUCCUUCUAUUAAAAAGAAAGAGGUCGAAGAGGAAGAGUUUAUAGACGAUUACGAAAGACCGGUACUAGAAAAAUACGAAAAGAUCACACCAACACCAAUUGAGAAGAAGAAAAAGGAUGAAAAAAAAACAGGAGAAGAAGUACCUUCAUCUGAAACAGUUCAAAGAAGACGUUCACUUAAAGAUAAAGAUAAACCUGAGCCCAUGGAUGUUGACGAAAAUGAAAACGUCAGUGUUACACGGCCUAAAGCUCCGGCUAAACCUGGGCAAAAGAUAGAGCCAAUGGAAACUGAUGAGAAUGUCAGUCUUACUAAACCAAAAACUCCAGUUAAGCCAGGGCAAGAGCCUGAAGACGUUACACUUACACAAAAGACACCGGCAGAAAUUAAACCAACGGAGGGUGUUGAAGAAGCGAAACUAAAGGUUAAGAAACCAGAAAUAGUUGACAGUAAAACUGUUAAGUUACCUUCAGGAAAAGACAAAGAUGACAAGGGUGAGGACACUGAAGAAUCUAUAAGCCUUGCAAAGCCGAAAACUAAGCCAACGGCUCCUGAAGAGGCCUCUCUCACACAAAAGAAACCAGCCUCGAAAAAACCAACGGAAGGCUCAGAAGCCGCACAACUAAAGGUCAAAAAACCUGCUGUGGUCAAGAAACCUAAAGAUGAGGACCCUCUGACAGUCAAAGGGGGUAAAUUUGAAUUGCCACAGCUGAAGAAAACGGUAAAGAAGACAUCGGAAAAAUCCAAAAAAGCUACAAUUGAUGAUGAUAAGAUUAAUGCUCAAGGGUAUCAACUGGACUUUGUUGACGAUUACGAGAGACCUGUUUUGGAGAAAUAUGAAAAGAUUUCACCUACUCCGAUUGUGAAAGACAAAAAAGAAAAGGAAAUAACGAAGGUGGACAGCAGAAGAACAUCCGUCCAAAGCAGUGAGACGCAAAUGGUUGCACAACAGUCACAGUUUCUCGCCGUCAAGACUGAAAGCCGACGGGAGUCCAUUCAAAGUGAUGUCUCAGAAGUCAAAACAGAUAGCCGCAGAAGCUCUACCAUCGAAAACAAAGCACUUAAGAUAACAAAAGAGACUUCGGAAAGUAGAAAAUCAUCGGUGGCAUCAAUAAGUGAACAAGAACAGGUUGGAAUUAAAAAGACUGGACUUAAGACCAGGGUAUUGGUCAAGGAUGAAGAAGUCAAUGAGUUAGCAGCAAUAAAACAUAAGCUGAAGGAUGACGUUAAAGACCAAGAAGAUCACUUAAACUCAGAGUAUGACGACACAAAUAAGGAAAACACACAACCGUGGCGACCUACGAAAACACACACACAGGACGUUCCUGAAAAGACACAACCGAAACGUAGUCUUAGCGUGGACCAGCCAAAACAAAAAGACAUUAAGCCUAGACGUCGACAUAGUAUUAAUGAGGAUACUGAAGAGUCAGACACAGAAAUUACUGAUAAAACGAAAGAAAAACGGAAAGUUUCAAUUGAUCGUCCAACAGAACCUACCUUCCGAAAGAAACGACCUAGUAUAACAGAGGAAAUAGAGAAAGUACCAGAAAUUGAAAAAGUUGAACCUGGUCGUAAAAAAGAAUCUAUUAAUGGUGAUUCUGUCGGUGAUGAAUCAGUUCGUAAAGAACCUAAAAAGGGUACAAAAAGUGUAGAAAAGUUAACGGAGUCGACAAAACUCAAUAAAAAUAGACCUACAACUGAUAAACCCACAUCUUUAAGUGAACGUCGGCCAAGUUCGAAGGACGAUGAUGAACCAAGUAUAAAAUUAACGGAAGUGAAGAGAAAAGUUUCUAUCGAUCGUCCUACAGAACCUACUUAUCCUUGGAGACCAAGUCAAACAGAUGAGGUAGAUGAUGAUAAAGAUGAAGAAAGUAUAGACGUACCGGAAAUUAGGAGAAAGGUUUCAAUUGAUCGCCCUACAGUACCUACUUACCCUUGGCGAAGACCAAGUCAAACUGAUGAGGACAAUGAUGAACCUAUCAAAGAUAUAACGGAAAUCAAAAGAAAGGUUUCAAUCGAUCGUCCAACGCUACCUACUUAUCCUUGGCGAAGACCAAGUCAAACAGAUGAGGUAGAAAAUGAAAAUAAACCCGUAGAAAAGAUGGACGUGGAUAACGUUGAACCUUAUAACAGAAAUGAGAAUCUUGAAGGUCCUUCUCAGAAUGUUCCUCUUAAACGUCCUUUGGAACCGAAAGAGGACACUAAGGACAAAGAAACAGAUAACAACGAGGAUAAAACUAAAGUUACCACUACGAAACCCAUUAAGACUAAACGUCGUCCUAGUUCAAAGGAUACAAACGAUCAAACAAAAUCAGUUGAAGUAGAUAAACCUAUAUCGGAUAAAAAAAUAGAAGAUAAAAAUAAUAUUAGUCGUAGUAAUGAGAAAUCUACACCUGAAAACCUUUUAGAAUCAGCACCAAAAGAAGAACCGAAAAAUCAAAUUCCCGAAAAGGAUAUGGAAACCCCUAAAUUGGGUGAACCACCAAAGCAAAAAUCACCAACAGACGUAACUCCGGACAAUAAAUAUCCUUGGCGUCGUCAAACUAAACCUAAAGAGGAUGUUGAAGUAACUAAGGAUAAAUUGGACGAACCACAAGUACUAGUUGUACCUGAUGUCGUUACACAAAAAGAUACACAAGAAAACACAAAACAAGACACACUUUACCCGUGGAGACAUAAAGAGGUAUCUAUACUGGUAACACCAGAGCCAGAUUCAAAAGAAAAAGAGGUACCAUUUUCAUGGAAAGUCAUUCCUGAAAUACCACAGGCCGAACAAACACCAGAGUUAGAAGAUAAAUAUAAACCAACUUUACGUGAAACAGAAGACACAGUUGUGCCUUGGAGAAGGUCUAGAUCUCCACAGGCUGACACUGAGGGCAAAGACGUGAAAAAACCAGCUUCUUUAGGGGUUCAACAGCCUACUUUAAGCAGCCCUCAGCCUGACGAGAAAGUGCAAGUAGAAGAGAAAAAAGUAGAGGUAGAAACUAAAAAGGCUAAAGUCACAGCUCCUAAGGUUAAGAAAGCCGAAGACUUACCUGAGAUUCCCGACUAUGAUAGACCUGAUCUCGAAAAAUAUGAAAAAAGUUCAUUUACUCCAUCUACUCGAGAUAAGCCAGAAAAGGAUAAGCCGGUUGAAAAACCAAAGGUGCCUGAAAUCAAGGCGCCAGAAGAAGUGCCUACACCGAAAAUUGAGGUCAUACGUGAAAAAUCUCCGAAACCGGAGGCUCCAAGAAAGCCGUCGUUAUCACCAGUACCGCCUGGCAGAAGGGGAUCCCUCAUUCCACCACCUGAAGAAAUGGGAAGACGACCAUCACUUAUCAUAAGUGACGAGGAAAAUAGAAAACUAAGACCUGGUGAGGUGAUCGAAGAGAAGAAGCGAAGAAAAUCUGGUGAUGUGAGAAGACCAUCUAUUCAAGACUUAGAAGAUUUGAUCAACAAACCAUCUGUGCCUUUGAAGCCUCUUGGAAAUGAGGGACCACCGCAAAUCAUUGAUGCUCCAGAAAGCAACUCUGCUAUUGAAGAUCAAACUGGAUACCUUACGGUACAAGUCGAGGGAAAUCCCGCACCUACGUUCAAAUUCUACAAAGGAGUAUCUGAAAUUUUGGAAGGCGGUCGUUUCAAGUUCGUAACAGACGGCGAAACUGGACUCAUUACACUUUGCAUGAGAAAAGUGAAACCUAUCGAUGAAGGAACAUACAAAGUUGUUGUUAGCAAUAUCCAUGGAGAAGACACAGCUGAAAUGUCUCUUUACGUAUCAGACGCCAGUGGUAUGGACUUCAGAGCUAUGCUCAAAAAGAGGAAAUACAAACAAUGGGGUGACAAGAAAGAGGAUCCGGACUGGGGUGACUUGAAAGAAGUCGAAAAACCUAUACCUCCUCUAAAGAAAGUGGAAAAGAAACAAGAGUCUUUCUUGAAACCUUUAGUAGAUCAAUUCGCAAAGGAAGGCAAGGAUAAGAAAGUCACGUUCGAAGCCAUAUUCACAAAGCCUAAUUCCAAACCAAAAUGGUUCUUCCGUAAGGAUGAAUUAUUCCCAGGAUCGAAGUGUAAAAUGACUAACGAGCAAGAUUCCUACAAAUUAAUCAUAUUCAACCCGAAAGUUGAAGAUACUGGUAAAAUUACAAUCGAAAUUGGUGGCAUUAAUUCCACUGCCUUCUUACAAGUGGAGGAGCCUGAUCCAACUUACACCUUUACGAAAAAUCUUAAAAAAGCCCUUACCGGGUAUACGAAACACGAAGUCGUCCUUGAGUGUGUUGUGUCGAAUAGUUUGGCUAUCGUUUCGUGGUGGAAAGGAGAAACUAAACUUGAAGAUGGUGAAGAGUUUCAAAUUUCAAAGGACUUGUCUGGUGUUUGUAAGUUAGUAAUUAAAAAAGCCAAGAUGGAAGAUGCAGGAAAAUACACCUGUAAGAUUGAAAAACAAACCGACAAGACUGAAUGCGAUGUUAAAAUUGUAGAAUACCCGUACAAAUUCACCAAGGUACUGAAGUCACAGCAGGCAAUAGAGAAAGAUACUAUAACUCUACUUUGUGAACUGGAUGACGCAGCUGGUGAUGUAAAAUGGUACAAGGAUGAUCAACCUAUAAAACCAGAUAAGCGCAUUGUGAUAGCGAAAGAGGGACGCAAACGAAAAGUGGUCAUUAAAGAUGCUAAAGUCACAGAUGCUGGUCACUUUAAAUGUGUCAGUAAUGCUGAUGAAACCACCUGUGAAUUAACAGUUAAAUAUUCUAAUCGCUUCAACAAAAAGUUGAAGGAUACAGAAGGAGUUGAACGAGACAAGGUUGUACUCGAAAUUGAACUGCAAGAUCAGACUGCUGAAGCGGUUUGGUCUUUCAAUGGGGAACCUAUUGUACCCAACGAAAGAAUUGAAAUCAAGAACCUGGGUGGCGGAAAACAUCAGCUGAUCUUUAACAAGUUAGAAAUGGAAGAUGAAGGUGAAAUCCUCUGUCAAUCUGGAGAACUCAAUUCUUCUUGUAAAUUGACGGUGAAGAAAGGAGAGUCCAAGCCUCAGAUUGAAUGCCCCGAUGAAUUUAACGGCCCAGCUGGACAUCCAUUUGUCAUUGAAGUGCCUUAUAAAAUUUACGGCACACGACAAACACCAAUUGAAGCUAAGUUGCUCAAGGAUGGUAAACCCUUGCCUAAUAAAGAAGUCGAGGCAGUGGUAGAACAAGAAAAAAUUUUAUUCAAGAUCAAGAAACCAACAAGGGAAGGUUCUGGUAAAUACCAGAUUAAACUGUCCAACGCUCAAGGAGAAGACUCGAAAGAUGUUACCAUCAUUAUGCAGAGUGUGCCUUCAGUACCUCAAGAUGUUGAGGUUACGGAAGUAUUCCAGUCAUCUUGUGUGGUUACAUGGAAAGCUCCUCAAGAUGAUGGAGGGUCACCUUUAAUAAAAUACAUUAUUGAGAGACAGGAUCUUUCUCUCAAAGCUGCAUGGGAUAGCGUAGCCGAUGUAGCAUUAGGUGAACCUACGAAAUACAAGGUUGAAGAUCUCAUACCAAAGAAAACUUACAAGUUUAGGAUACGGGCUGUUAAUAAAAUUGGAUCUAGUGAGCCUGGCAUAUUUGCCAAGCCAGUAUUGGCCAAGGAUCCAUGGGAUGAACCAUCGAAGCCGAAAGGCGUGGAACUCACAGAUUGGGACAAAGAUCAUGCAGAUAUUAAAUGGCAAAAGCCUGACAAUGAUGGCGGUGCACCAAUAACAGGAUACGUUGUUGAAUACAAGGAAAAGUUCGGCAAAGAUUGGGUGAAAGGUGUAGAGGUACCCGGGGAUGCUUUGUCCGCUACCCAAGAUGGCCUAAAAGAAGGUUGCACUUACGAAUUUAGGGUGCGUGCUGUUAACAAGGCCGGUCCCGGUGAACCGAGUGACGCAACUAAACCUGUUGUUGCUAAGUGCAGAUUUGUUAAACCGUACAUCAAAGGUGAGGGACUACAAAGUAUGAUUAUCAAGAAGGGUCAGGUAAUCAGUUUCGACAUAAAGUAUGGCGGUGAGCCUGAACCCGAAGUUAAAUGGAUACAAGGAGAAGAGAAACGUGGAAAGGCGUACACGGAGAAGGAAAUCAAUGAUGAUGGCGACCGUAUCACCAUAGACAAAUAUGAAAAGAACACCGUCCUCACAGUGAGGAGGACCACCAGGCCCGACAGUGGGAAAUACAAGUUGGUGCUCACCAACUCGUCGGGUACUUGCGAAAGCGUUGCUGAUGUUGUCGUUUUAGACAAACCUAACCGUCCAAAUGGUCCCAUCGAGGUCGUAGAUGUCCGUGCCGAGAAAGCUACAGUGAAAUGGAAGAAACCCGAUGAAUUCCAGGGAUCGGAUAUCACCGGCUAUACACUCGAAAAGAUGGACUUGGACACCGGAAACUGGGUGCCAUGCGGUGAAUGUGGUGCUGAACCCACCGAGUUCACGAUCAAGGGUCUCACCCCGAACCACAAGUACAAGUUCAGGGUGCGAGCCGUCAACAAGGAGGGUGAAUCGGAACCUUUGGAGACCGAUGGGGUCAUCGUUGCCAAGAAUCCGUACGACCCGCCGAAGGCUCCAGGCAAGCCCACCAUCAUUGACUACGACAACAUGUCGGUGACCCUCAAGUGGGAGCCGCCGACCGACAACGGUGGGCGCCCAGUGCUGGGCUACGUCAUUGAGAUGAAGGACAAGUUCACAGCCACCUGGGUUGAAGUGCUUAAAACAGAAGAUAUUAAGACUGAAGCCAAAGUGGAGGGGCUGAAAGAGAAGAUGAUCUACCAGUUCCGCGUCAAAGCGUACAACAAGGCUGGAGUCGGCGAUGCUUCCGAACCCACAGAAAACCAUCUUUGCAAGCAUAGGAACUUGAAGCCUCGCAUCGAACGCAGCACCUUCAAGUCAAUCAUCAUCAAGGCUGGUCGCACGCACAAGUGGUCCGUGGACGUCACGGGUGAACCUCCACCGGAGACCACGUGGUCAUGGCGCGAAAACAUAAAGCUAGUGAACACAGAACGCAUCAAGAUAGAGAACGUGGAGUACCAUACUGACUUCACGAUCGUGAACGCUGUGCGCCGGGACACCGGCAAGUACACACUGCGCGCUGAGAACUGCAACGGCUUUGAUGAAGAGACUGUGGAGCUGACUGUACUCAGCAAGCCGAGCGCGCCUAAAGGUCCGCUGGAAGUGACAAACAUCCAUGCAGAAGGCUGCAAAGUCAGCUGGGAGAAGCCAGAAGACGAUGGUGGUUCUCCCGUCAAAGAAUAUGAACUGGAGAAGAUGGACGUUGCCACCGGCAAAUGGGUCCGCGUUGGCAGAGUUGCCGGCGACAAGAAACCUCUAGAAAUCGACGUGACCGGUCUCGAGCCGGGCCACCAGUACAAGUUCAGAGUUACAGCUGUCAACGACGAAGGAGAUUCCGAGCCUUUGGAAACCGAAAAGGCUAUUGUUGCUAAGAAUCCCUUCGACGUAGCAGAUAAGCCCGGCAAUGUGGAGGUCGCUGAUCAUGACAAUCAAAGUGCUGAGAUCAAAUGGGACCCACCCAAGUCAGACGGCGGUGCUCCCGUACAGAAAUACAUCAUUCAAAAGAGACCUAAAGGCGGAGAUUGGGAGAAUGCUGCGGAAGUGCCUGGCUCAGCAACUUCCGGCAAAGUGGAAGGAUUGCCUGAGGGUAGUGAAUAUGAAUUCCGCGUGAUCGCCGUCAACAAGGCCGGCCCGUCUGAGGCUUCCGAGCCUACCAAGAUGACCACUAUAAGACACAAGGCCCUGAAACCUCGCAUUGACCGCACAAACCUGAAGGCUCUGGCGGUGCGUGCCACAAAACCGAUCUUCUUCGACGUGAACGUUCGCGGUGAGCCCGCGCCCAAGGUGCAGUGGUUCCAGAAGUGGAAGAACGAAGAGAAGGAGGUAACGGAAAACGUCAUCAACGUGGACUACAACACUAAGCUGGACAUCAAAGAGUCUGUGCGCUCGAUGACGGGCACGUACCGCAUCGUGGCCACCAACGAGCACGGCAAGGAUGAAGCGGAGGUCGAGAUCACCGUGCUCUCCGCGCCCGGCAAACCUGGCGGGCCGCUCAAGGUCACCGAUGUCACCAAGAACGGCUGCAAGCUCGCUUGGAAGAAGCCCGAGGACGAUGGUGGCAAACCAGUGACCGGUUACGUAGUCGAGAAGCUCAACAAAGCGACAGGCAGAUGGGUGCCGGUCGGCAAGACUGAUGACACGGAGAUGGACAUCAAGGGCUUGCAAGAGGGAGAAGAAUACGAGUUCAGAGUCAGGGCUGUCAAUGACGAGGGAGAGUCUGAACCGCUGAAGACAGAACAUUCUAUUGUGGCUAAGAAUCCCUAUGAUAUCCCUGGCAAACCAUCCGUACCUACCCUUGAGGACUGGGACGUGGAUCGUGUGGACCUCAAAUGGGAGGCGCCUAAGAACACGGGCGGAGCGCCCAUCACUGGCUACAUCAUUGAGAAGAAGGAGAAGUUUGGACAUUGGCAAGAAGCGCUUGUUACCACGACACCCGAAUGCAAAGCCCAAGUACCAGAAUUGAGAGAAGGCAACACAUACCAGUUCCGAGUGCGCGCUGUGAACAAGGCCGGUCCUGGAGAACCUGGCGAUGCUACUCAACCGCACGUUGCUAAAGCUAGAUUCUUGAAACCGCAUAUCAACCGCGACAAGAUGGUCGCAGUUCGAGUCAGAGCCGGAACGACGAUCAAACUCGAUGUUGACAUUAAGGGUGAACCUCCACCGACCAAGACUUGGACCUUUGCCAAUAAGAUCGUCGAGAACGGCCCGGGCAUCAAAUUAGAAAACGAGGAUUACAACACUAAACUGCAAAUAUUCGAGUCUUCAUGGAAGAACACCGGCAUUUAUACAUUGAAGGCUGAGAACGACUCCGGAGUUGACGAGGCUACGGUGGAGAUCACUGUUCUCGAUAAGCCUGGUAAACCCGAGGGACCACUGGAAGUGUCGGACGUCCAUGCAGAACAUGUCAAACUUGCGUGGAAGAAGCCCAAGCAUACUGGUGGACUCCCACUUAGCGCAUUUGUUGUGGAGAAGAUGGAUACGCUCACUGGAAAAUGGACUCCAGCGGGCACCAUCGAUCCCGAUGUCACCGAAGCUACUGUUACUGGUUUGGAACCAGGUCGCACAUACCAAUUCCGUGUAAAGGCUCUUAACGAAGAAGGAGAGUCAGAACCUCUGGACACAGACCAUGGUAUCCUUGCCAAGAACCCGUAUGACGUGCCAGCACCACCUGGCCUGCCUGACAUCGUGGACUGGGACGAGAAGUCCGUCAAACUUAAAUGGGAGCCACCUAUUAGAGAUAACGGAGCUCCGAUUCAGGGAUACGUUAUUGAAGUUAUGGAUAGAGAUAGAGGAGAGUUUGUGAAGGCUGCCGAAGUUCACGGCAACGUCUGCCAAGGCACAGUACCGAAGCUGGAGGAAGGCAACCAGUAUCAGUUCAGAGUGCGCGCCAUCAAUAAGGCUGGCCAAUCUGAACCUUCAGAGAACACCAACUGGCAUACAGCUAAGCCUAGAUUCUUGAAACCAAGGAUCGACCGUACAAAUCUCAACCCGAUUACGGUCAAAGCUGGUCUGCCAGUCUCCCUGGACAUCAAGGUCUUCGGAGAGCCUCCCGCCAAGGUCACAUGGCACUUCCAGGGCCAGGAGUUGAGCAACCGGGAGAACCUGGAGAUCAUCAACGUGGACUAUAACACCAAGUUCCUGAUGACUAAGAGCAAACGAGCCAAUACUGGCAAAUAUGUGAUCAAGGCCAAGAAUGAAGUCGGUGAAGACGAAGCUGAAGUAGAGAUCACCAUACUUGGUAAACCAUCCAAACCUAAGGGUCCAUUAGAAGUAGCGGAUGUAACAAAGAACGGCUGCUCAUUGUCUUGGAAGAAGCCAGAAGACGAUGGUGGAUCACCUAUCGAAUAUUACGAGAUUGAAAAACUUGAUCCGCUAACUGGUCAAUGGAUACCGUGCGGCACGGCCAAAGAUACAAAGGCGAACGUGACAGGCUUGUCAGAAGGCAAGCCUUACAAAUUCCGCGUGAAGGCUGUCAACAAGGAGGGAGAGUCUGAGGAAUUGGAGACUGAGAAGCCUAUUAUUGCUAAGAAUCCCUUCGAUGAGCCCGGUAAACCUGGACGUCCAGAUCCACGCAACUGGGAUAAGGACUUCGUUGAACUUGAGUGGUCACCGCCAAAGGACGAUGGUGGUGCUCCCAUCACUGGUUACAUCAUCCAGAAGAAGGAAAGGGGAGAAAGGACAUGGCAAGAUUGCCUGCGUACCACUGGAGAUCGUCCCACAGGCCGCGUGACAGACGUGGAUGAAGGACACGAGUACCAGUUCCGCGUGAUUGCCCUCAACAAGGCCGGGCAGAGUGAACCCUCUGAGCCCAGCAAAUCUGUUACUGCCAAACCUAGAUUCCUGGCACCUAAAAUCGACCGCAAGAACUUGCAAAAUCGCAAAAUCAAAGUCGGUCAACUCCUCAAGUUGGAGGCUGAUGUUAAGGGUGAACCUGAACCUACCAUCACUUGGACCUUCAAGGAGAAGACACUCAAGAGCGAUGAGAGGUUGAAGAUUGAGAAUGUGGACUACCAUACGUCGUUCAAUCUCCAGAAGCUAACAAAGGAAGACGGUGGAAAGUAUGUCGUGACAGCGAAGAAUGACUCUGGUACCGAUUCGGUUGAGAUCGAAAUCACGGUUGUAAGCAAGCCAUCCAAACCGAAAGGACCAUUGAAGGUAUCGGACGUCAAAGCCGACGGCUGCAAGCUUAAAUGGGAGCCGCCAGAAGACGACGGCGGUGAACCAAUCGAAAGCUACGUCGUUGAGCGAAUGGACACAGAAUCUGGCAGAUGGGUGCCAGUGUGCACCACUAAAACACCAGAAGCUGACGUCACAGGCCUGAACGAAGGAAAAGACUACAUGUUCAGAGUUAAAGCUGUCAACCCUGAGGGUGAGAGUGAACCACUGGUGACUGAGACAGCCACAACAGCCAAGAAUCCUUAUGGCGAACCAGACGCACCAGGCAAGCCAGAGUUCAAGGACUGGAGUGCGGAUCACGUGGACCUCAAAUGGGAGAAGCCCGCAAACGAUGGAGGCGCUCCUAUCACAGCGUAUAUCGUGGAAAAGAAAGACCGCGACACCGGCAAAUGGGUGAAAGCUGCUGAGGUCCCCGGAAACAAAACAGAAGCCAAAAUUCCAGACUUAAUCGAAGGAAAGACUUACCAGUUCCGAGUGAAGGCAGUCAACAAGGCCGGCCCGGGCAAACCUUCCACAGCAUCCGAGAAUCUGCUUGCUAAGGAUAGGUUUGCUGCGCCUAAGAUCGACAGGACAAACAUGCGCGACCUCACGCUGAAGGCUGGACAGAACAUCAGGUUGGAUAUCAAGGUCACCGGUGAACCUCCACCGACAAAGACUUGGUUCCAAAACAAAGAGCGUCUGUCCACUCGUGAUGACCUCUCCGUGGACGUGGAAGACUACAGGACGAAGCUGUCAGUGGUGAUCGCGUCGCGCAAACACAGCGGCACUUAUGUGUUGAAGGCUGAGAACAGCAGCGGCAAGGAUGAGGCCACCAUACAGAUUAUUGUCCUUGACGUGCCUGCUAAGCCAGAAGGACCAUUGAAGAUCUCGGACGUACACAAAGAAGGCUGUCAGCUUAAAUGGAACGCACCAUUGGACGAUGGUGGUGCGCCCAUCGAUCACUACCUAGUCGAAAAACUGGACACGGAGACCGGAAGAUGGUUACCGGCUCUCAAAACCAAAGAACCAAAGGCGGAAAUAGAAAACCUGGUACCAGGACACGAGUACAAGUUUAGGGUUUCCGCUGUUAACAACGAAGGAGCUUCGGAGCCCUUAGAAGGCGAACAGUCUAUUAUUGCUAAGAAUCCAUUUGACGAACCCGGAAAACCGGGAACGCCAGAAGUUGUGGACUGGGACAAAGAUCACGUGGACCUCAAAUGGGAGAAACCGAUCAAAGAUGGCGGUGCCCCCAUCACAGGAUACAUCAUCGAGAAGAGGGAAGUUGGUUCUCCCAAAUGGGUUAAGGCUUGUGAGGUUGGACCAAACGACAACAACAAAGCAACAGUGCCGAACCUGGACGAGGGUACAGAGUAUGAGUUCAGGGUGAAAGCGGUCAACGAAGCCGGACCAAGUGAACCUAGCGAUGCCAGCAAGUCUGUCACUUGCAAGCCUAGGAAAUUGGCACCGAAGAUCGACCGCCGUAACCUCCGCCCUAUCAAAGUCCGAGAAGGCGAGCCGAUCUCCCUCGAUGUCAAGGUCACCGGGGAGCCCGCGCCUGACGUCACAUGGACGCUGAACGGAAAAUCCGUUAGCAGCGGCAAUGGGCUCAAAUUGAUCAACGUUCCAUACCUGAGCAAGUACCAACAUUCCAGUCCUAGACGUAAGGACGCCGGCACGUACAAGAUCCAAGCCAUCAACAAGUAUGGAUCUGAUACCGCUGAACUUGAAAUUGAAGUUACAUCUAAACCUGAUAAGCCGGAAGGCCCAUUAGAAGUAUCGGAUAUCCAUAAAGAUGGGUGCACACUGAAAUGGAAGAGGCCGAAAGACGAUGGCGGUGAACCGAUCGAAGCGUACCUGGUUGAGAAGUACGACCCUGAAACAGGCGCCUGGGUUCCAGUUGGAAAGACCCUUGGAAAUGUGCCUGAAAUGGAGGUCGACGGCUUAAUACCUGGUCAUGAAUACAAGUUCCGUGUCAAAGCUGUGAACAAGGAAGGUGAAUCCGAGCCAUUGGAAACAUUUGGCUCUAUCGUUGCCAAAGAUCCAUUCACUGUGCCAGAGGCUCCAUCAGCUCCAGUGCCAGACGACUGGUCGGCCACUCACGUGGACCUCAAAUGGGAGCCGCCAAUAUCGGACGGCGGGUCACCGAUCAUUGGCUAUAUUGUCGAGAAGAAGGACAAAUACAGCCCGCUUUGGGAAAAGGCAGUGGAGACACACACGCCCACACCAUCCGCUACGAUCAAUGGGUUGAUCGAAGGAAAUGAAUACCAGUUCCGAGUGAUUGCCAUCAACAAAGCUGGUCAAAGCAAACCGUCCGAAGGCAGCAAGAACUUCGUGGCUAAGCCACGGUUCCUGGCGCCAAAGAUCGACAGGAGACAUCUCCGCGAUGUGACACUGUCUGCUGGAUCCACACUGAAGCUGGAGGCAGCCAUCACUGGUGAACCUGCUCCUGCUGUGGAAUGGAGGUAUCAGAACAUGCCUCUCCGUGCAUCCAAGGCGGUGACCAUUGACAGUCCCGACUACUUCACGAAGCUGAUCAUCCGUCCCGUCAGGAGGGACGACUCGGGCGAGUACACCGUCUCCGCCGUCAACUCGAGCGGCAAAGACAGCGUCACCAUCAACGUGGUGGUCACAGACAAGCCUGCCAAACCUGAGGGACCACUGCAGAUCUCAGACGUGCACAAAGAUGGUGCGACGCUCAAAUGGAAGAGGCCGAAGGACGACGGCGGCACUCCUAUCGAGUACUACCAGGUCGACAAACUCGACACCGAGACUGGUGUCUGGGUGCCGUGUGCCCGGUCUGAGGAACCUAGAUGCGAUGUAACAGGCUUGACUCCUGGCAAGGAGUACAAGUUCCGUGUAUCCGCAGUCAAUAGUGAAGGCGAAUCUGAACCCCUUAUAUCGGAGGAGAAGAUUGUCGCCAAGAAUCCCUUCGACGAACCUGGUGCACCAGGUACUCCGUCAGUCACAGACUGGGACAAAGACCACGUGGACCUCAAAUGGUCACCGCCCAGAGAAGAUGGCGGUGCUCCCAUUGAGGGUUACAUCGUGGAGAAGAAGGAUAAGUUCGGAAACUGGGAGAAGGCACUUGAAGUGCCAGCAGAUAAAACAACUUGCACCGUACCAGAUUUGGUGGAAGGACAGACUUAUGAGUUCCGUGUAAGGGCAGUAAACAAGGCCGGACCCGGUGUCCCAAGUGACAGUACCCAUCCCAUCGUGGCCAAGCCUAGAAACCUUGCACCUAAGAUCGAUAGGACAAACUUGAUUGAUAUCAAGAUCAAGGUUGGCCAGAAGUUCGGAUUCGAUGUCAAGGUUACCGGUGAACCAAUGCCAGAAACUAAAUGGUUCCUCGGCAAAAGAGAAGUCAAGUCCGCUGGAGAGAUGAAGGUCCAACACACAGACUAUAACACUAAGAUGAACUGCAAGGCUGCCAAUAGAUCUGAUAGCGGAAGAUACACAAUCACAGCUGAGAACUCCAACGGCAAAGAUGUGGCUGAGGUUGAGGUCAUCGUGUUGAGUGCACCGAGUCCACCUGGAGGACCUCUCAAGGUAUCUGACGUGCACGCAAACGGUGCGAAGCUCUCCUGGAACCCACCAGCUGAUGACGGUGGUCAGCCUAUAGAGAAGUAUGUCGUGGAGCGUAUGGAUGAGGCCACGGGCAGAUGGGUCAAUGCUGGGGAGACUGAUGGCCCUCAGACCAACCUCGCAGUGGACGGCUUGCAACCUGGACAUAAGUACAAGUUCAGGGUCCGCGCUGUAAAUAGACAAGGCAAAUCCGAUCCGCUCACCACACCGCACGCCACAGAAGCAAAGAAUCCCUUCGACGUGGCCGGCAAACCUGGCACGCCUAGAGUCAAAGAUUUCGACAAGGACUUCGUUGAACUGGAAUGGACCAGGCCUGAAACAGAUGGUGGUGCACCCAUCACUGGAUACGUUAUUGAAAAGAAGGAUCGCUUUGCACCCGAUUGGGAAGAGUGUGCUCAGAUUGAAGGUGACGUCACAUCCGGCAAAGUACCAGAUCUCAUUGAAGGAAAUACGUACGAAUUCCGCGUUCGUGCGAUAAACAAGGCCGGAAAGGGUAUUCCAAGCGACGGAACUGGACCACACCUGGCUAGACCCAAGAACCUUCCGCCCAAAAUCGACAGAAACUUCAUGUUUGAUAUCAAAAUCAAGGUGGGACAGAACUUUGAACUUGAUGUACCAGUUGCAGGAGAACCAACGCCAACCAAAGAAUGGCUUAAUGGAGAUAACAUGGUACUUAACACAGACAGAAUCAAGAUUGUCAACGACACCCAUGCAUCGAAAAUCAGAGUUAUUGACGCUAAACGUGCAGAUUCUGGAGUUUAUACUCUCAAAGCUAAAAACAUCAAUGGAACUGAUUCUGCUACAGUCAAGAUUGUAGUUAUGGAUGUUCCACUGCCACCAGAAGGUCCAUUAAGGGUUGAUGAUAUCACCAAAAAUGGCUGCUCCCUUAGAUGGAGGCCACCAAAAGAUGACGGUGGAAGCGAAAUCACUCAUUACGUCGUCGAGAAGAUGGACCAAGAGAACCUCCGCUGGGUUCCCGCUGGAGACGUACAAGGCUGUAAUACUCGUAUUGAUCACCUUAUUGAAGGUCACGACUAUAAUUUCCGCGUUCGUGCGGUCAACAGACAUGGAGAAUCUCAACCUCUUGUUGGUCACGAACCGAUUACUGCUAAAGAUCCUUAUGGAACCCCAGACAAACCUGGUACCCCAGUUGCCAAAGAUUGGGACAAAGAUCACAUGGACCUGGAAUGGGUGCCACCAAAGAAGGAUGGUGGUACUCCAAUAACUGGCUACAUUAUUGAGGCCAAGAAGAAGUAUGGUCCUUGGGAACUUGCUGCCACGGUACCAGGAAACCAAACCACUGCCACAGUUCCAGGAUUACAAGAAGGAGAAGAAUACGAAUUUAGAGUCAUUGCUGUAAACAAGGCUGGAAACGGUGAACCAUCUGAUGCAUCUGCGUCGCAGGUAGCUAAGGCUAGGUUCUGUGCUCCUACCUUCGACAAAACGCUUCUUGCUGACAAGACUGUCAAAGCUGGACAAAGAAUACAAUAUGAAAUACCGAUAGAAGCAUCACCUAAGCCUACAGUUGAAUGGCAGAUCAACGGCAAACUCGUCCACCCAUCCGACAGAAUCGAUAUCCAAGUUUUACAUAACAGGGUUAUUCUUGACAUUCCAUUUUCCGUACGUUCCGACGGUGGCGUUUAUAAAUUAACCCUGAAGAACGAUAUUGGAGUUUGCUCAGCCAGUGCACAAGUUACUGUACUUGACAAACCUUCACGACCAGAGAAGCCUUUGGUUGUUUCUGACGUCACAAAGGACUCAUGUUCAUUAUCAUGGAAAGUACCUCUGGAUGAUGGUGGAUCACCAAUCUUACAUUAUGUUAUCGAAAAAAUGGAUCUCUCUCGUGGUACUUGGUCAGAUGCAGGAAUGAGCACGUUCUUAUCACACACAGUGACUAGAUUAAUACACAUGAAGGAGUAUUUGUUCAGAGUGAGUGCGGUUAAUGCUAUCGGUCAAUCCGAGCCAUUAGAAUUAGAUCGCGCUAUUGUAGCGAAGAAUGAGUUCGACGAACCUUCUGCUCCCGGUAAACCUGAGGCUACCGACUGGAGCAAGAACCACGUUGACUUGCAAUGGACUCCACCUAAAUCUGACGGUGGAGCUCCCAUUACUGGCUUUAUCAUUCAAAAGAAAGAAAAGGGUAGCCCAUACUGGGUCAACGCCGCUCACGUACCACCUGGCAAAAAUAAGGCUACUGUGCCAGAUCUGAUUGAAGGCCAAGAUUAUGAAUUCCGUGUUAUUGCGGUCAAUCAAGCUGGACAAUCCGAGCCAAGUGAACCUUCGGAUAUUGUCACAGCUAAAGAUAGAUUUGUUGCACCUAAGAUUCUUACACCACUUAAAGAGAUUCGUAUCAAAGCUGGUCUCAUUUUCCAUAUUGAUAUCGAUUUUAUUGGAGAACCUAUUCCUGAAGUGAAAUGGACUUGCGAUGGCAAAUCAGUAACAACCAAUGAAAGAACUACUGUUACGUCAGUUGGUCACCAUACUAUUGUUCACACCGUAAACUGCAAGAGAUCAGAUGCAGGCAAGUAUCAUAUCUCUUUGAAGAACGAUUCCGGAUCCGAUGAGGGUAGCUUUGAUGUAAUAGUACUUGACGUUCCUGGAGCACCACAACCUCCGUUCAAAUAUGAAGAAAUCACUGCACAAUCUGUUACUUUAUCAUGGAAACCACCUAAAGACAAUGGUGGCAGUGAACUUACUGGUUACGUAAUUGAAAAACGGGAUUUGACGCAUGGAGGUGGCUGGGUGCCAGCUGUCACAUACAUUAACCCGAAGUACAACCACGCCACAGUACCUAGACUUUCAGAAGGCACGAAAUAUGAAUUUAGAGUAUUCGCUGAAAACUUGCAAGGACGAUCUGAACCAUUAGUGACUGAUAAACCAGUUGUUGCUAAGAACCAAUACACAGUGCCCGGCAAACCAGGCAAGCCAGAACUCGUUUCUGCAGACAAAGACCACAUUAAAAUCAAAUGGCCAUCACCUAUUUCGAACGGUGGAUCUAGCAUUAUUGGUUACGAUGUUGAAAGAAAAGAUAAAGCUACCGGCCGCUGGAUCAAACUUAACAGAGAACCUGUCAGAAACAACGAAUAUAACGAUGACAGGGUCCAAGAGGGUCAUCAAUAUGAAUACAGAGUAUCUGCAGUUAACGCUGCUGGACCUGGACAACCCUCUGAUCCUUCUAAUGUUAUUAUCGCUAAACCAAUGAAGGAAAAACCGAAGUUGUGGUUAGACAGCCUUAUCGGUCGCAAAAUCAAGGUUAGGGCCGGCGAACCGAUCAAUAUAAACAUUCCAAUUACCGGUGCCCCUACACCGACUAUCACAUGGGCUAAGGGAUCCAUCCCAGUUGUUCCUUCAUAUAGAAUUACAGCUGAAACUAAACCUGAAGAAACCAAACUUAGUAUUGAAAAAUCAACUAGAGAAGAUGCAGGAAAGUAUACUAUUACUGCAACUAACGAACAUGGAAAAGAUUCUGCUGAUAUUGAAGUUAUUGUGGUUGACAAGCCUGGAAUACCUAAGGGCCCACUGUCUUGCACGCCAGUAACUCACGACGCAAUCAGCCUAACAUGGAUGCCACCCACUGAUGAUGGUGGCAGUGAAAUUACCGGCUACGUUGUGGAAGUGGCUGAAUUCGGUGUCAACGAUUGGCGUACAGUCGCUGGAUUCUGUCCAAAAUGCUCAUUUACUGUUAAGAAUUUGACUGAAGGCAAAAAGUACGUCUUCAGAGUGCGCGCAGAAAACUUAUACGGUGUAUCUGAGCCACUAGAGAGCAAAUCAAUUGUUGCUAAAUUGCCAUUCGAUCCACCAGAUGCACCUGAUACACCUAAGAUCACAGGCUACAGCGCGAAUAGCUGCUCUCUUGAAUGGGAACCACCAGCGAACUGCGGUGGCAAACCUAUCACAGGUUACAAUCUCGAAAAGAGAGAACGUGGUGGUGAAUGGAUUAAGAUCAAUAACUAUCCCACACCAAACACAUGCUACACUGUCCAAGACUUACGUGAAGGAAACCGCUACGAAUUCCGUGUCAUUGCUGUCAAUGAAGCCGGACCGGGCAAACCAAGUAAACCAACAGAACCCAUUGUUGCUGAGACUCAAAGGCUCAAACCAAGCGCACCAGAGCCACCCAAACCGGAUAGAGUUACAAAAGACUCUGUUACAUUAUCAUGGAGGCCACCAAAGUCCGACGGUGGAUCUAAGAUCAAAGGCUACAUUGUUCAACAGAAGGGUAAGGGAGAUAAAGACUGGAAAGACGUCAAUGAUGUGCCAACCCCUGGUCUUAUAUACACUGUACCAAAACUUAAGGAAGGCGCAGAAUAUCAAUUCCGAGUCAUCGCUGUUAAUGAUAUUGGCAAAUCUGAACCUAGCAAACCCACAAGCGAUAUCACGAUCGCUGAACAACCGAACAAGCCAUGCAUGGAUCUCAGUGGUGUCCGAGAUAUUACUGUACGUGCUGGGGAAGACUUCUCUAUUCACGUGCCGUACACCGGCUUCCCGCAACCGACUGCAUCUUGGUUUGCUGACGACAAACAGCUCGACGUCGACGGAGACUCGAGGAUAUUCCAAAAGAUCACACCCGACUCAGCAUCGCUUGUCGUUAAAAACGCUAAGAGAUCAGACGGUGGUCAAUACCGUUUGCAGUUGCGCAACCCGUCUGGUUAUGACACUGCCACUAUUAACGUACGUGUCCUCGACAGACCUGGAAAACCAGAAAAUUUGCGUGCAGAAGAGUUCGAGGGUGAAGCUCUUACGUUGUACUGGAACCCGCCCAAAGACAACGGCGGUGGCGACAUUACAAACUACGUGGUCGAGAGGCGUGAAGCUCGCACGCCGACCUGGACUAAAGUCUCCGGCUACGUCACGACACCGUUCUUACGGGUGAAGAACUUGACAGUCGGCAAGAGUUACGAGUUCAGAGUGAUGGCUGAGAACCAAUACGGUCAAUCCGAGCCAGCGCAGACUCUAGAGCCAAUCAGAGCCAGGCAUCCAUUCGAUCCGCCCAGCGCGCCUGGCACACCCACGUCUGUGGAAACAACGGAGUCUUCCAUCACGGUCACGUGGACGAAACCGCGUACCGAUGGAGGAUCACCGAUCACGGGCUACAUUUUGGAGAAGAGGUUAAUUACGGAGGACAAAUGGACGAAGGCGUCCCACGCACACAUUCCAAACACAACUUACAAAGUACAAGGGCUUAUUGAGAACCAUGAGUACGAGUUCCGCGUGUCUGCAGUCAAUGCGGCAGGUCAGGGCCCGUACUCCCAAAGCUCGGACGCCAUUCGCGCCUGCGCCCCACCGUCCGCUCCUCGCAUCACGAGCGACCUCAGCCUCAGAGACAUCACAGUCAUUGCUGGCGAAGAGAUCAAGAUCACUGUACCGUUCACUGGAAACCCAAGACCAAAGGUUUCAUGGUUAGUAAACAACGAAGAAGUGUUCCCAGACCAUCGCAUCCGUUUCGACACCACGGACAUCAACACGGUGUUCGUCAACUCGUGCGCCAAGCGCACCGACACUGGCUCUUACACUAUUCAACUGAUUAACAGUGAGGGCUCGGACAGUGGCACUUGCAGGGUGCUAGUAGUGGACAAACCAUCCCCACCAGUGGGUCCAUUGGACGCUUCAGACAUCACGCCGGACACUUGCACGUUGUCAUGGAAACCACCACUAGACGACGGCGGUUCGCCUAUCACCAACUACAUUGUAGAAAAGUUGGAUAAUACUGGCGUAUGGUCAAAGAUAUCAUCGUUCGUCCGCAACUGCCACUACAACGUGAUGGGUCUGGAGCCCAACAGGAAAUAUAUGUUCCGCGUCCGCGCUGAGAACCAGUACGGAGUGUCUGAACCACUGGCCAUGGAUGACUACGUCACUGCCAAGUUCCCAUUCACGAUUCCCGACCCACCGGGCGUGCCACGCGUCAUCGACUGGGACGGCUCCACUGCCAGCGUCAUAUGGGACAGACCGCGGUCCGAUGGAGGUGCACGCAUACAGGGCUACAAGAUCGAGUUCAGAGACGUACAAGACAAUAUCUGGGCCAGCGCUGAUUACCUUGUUAAGGAUUGCAAUUACCAGGCAUACAAUUUGGAACCUGGCCACGAAUACGAAUUCCGCGUUCGCGCCAAAAACGCGGCCGGCUUCAGCAAAUACUCCGCCAGCUCGCAACCGUUCAAAGUCCGCGGCAAGGUUGGACCGCCGUCCGCGCCGCGCUCGCCGCGCGUGCUGCGUGUUGGCAGGAACUAUGUCGAUAUCUCCUGGGAUCCACCGGCAUCUGACGGAGGUUCUCGUGUCACAGGCUACAUCAUCGAACGUCGCGAGCUUACCAGCUCUGUCUGGGUCAAGAGUAACGACUACACAGUACUGGACACCAACUUCACUGCGCUCAAUCUUAGUGAAAAGGCUGACUUUGAAUUUAGGAUUAUUGCUGUUAAUUCAGCAGGUAAAUCUGAGCCUUCAAGUUGCACCACACCAGUACGAACAGGCGAAGAGGUCGGAGGAGCUAAGCCAGAAUGGCUCAAGCAGAUGUCGCCGACACUAUGCGCGCCGCUCGGCAGGCCCUUCACUCUGGAAUGCGUCGCUUCAGGCAGCCCAGUUCCUACUGGCCGCUGGUUGAAGAACGGCAGAGAAGUUGUGCUUGGAACAAGACUUAUCGCGGAAUCUCGCGAGGGCACCCUAAAACUCAACAUUCUGGAAGCUUCCGAAGCAGAUGAAGGAGAUUACACUUGCGAAGCUAGCAACAACCUUGGAAGCAUUCACUGCACUGCACAUCUUAAGAUUGGAAGCCCACCACGCAUCACAAGAAUGCCAGGCGACCUCCACCUACCAGAACACGACAAUACCAAGAUCAAGAUCCUAUACACCGGCGACCAACCAGUGGACGUCACAAUCAGUAGAGACGGACACAAGCUUUCUGAAACUCCACACCUUAAAUACACCGUGUUCGAUGAUUACAUCCUUAUAUUUAUCAAAGACAUCACUAAGGAUGAUAUGGGUACAUACAAACUGACAAUCAAGAACAAUUCUGGCGAAACAUCAGACACGUUCUCGGUGACCGUCACCGGUCUCCCGGGUCCUCCUCAAGGACCUUUGGAGUCUUCAGACAUUACCAGACAUACUUGCACUUUGGCCUGGAAACCACCCACGUACGAUGGAGGUUUACCAGUCACCCAUUACGUUGUUGAGAGAAUGGACAUGUCCGGUGCUAACUGGAUAACAAUUGCCUCUUGUGUCCGGGACACGAGGUUCACAGUGCACGGCCUGACGGAGGGUCAGGAGUACAACUUCAGGAUACAUGCGGCUAAUGAUAACGGUAUUGGACCUGGAUUGGAAGGUGCCAGUCCGAUCAAGGCCAAGGCGCCAUUCGACCCGCCAUCAGCACCUGGAGUUCCCAACAUUUUGGAAGUUGGAGGACAUUUCGUACACCUCAAUUGGGAGAAACCCGAAAACGAUGGUGGCGCAAGAAUACAGGGCUACUGGGUAGAUAAACGCGAAGUCGGCUCUCAGAGCUGGCAACGCGUCAACCCGACCCUCUGCGUGCCCAACCAGCUCAACUGCGCCAACCUCAUCGAAGGACGCCAGUACGAGUUUAGGGUCAUCGCGCAGAACGAGGCUGGACUGUCACCGCCUAGCACGAACAGUCAACAGGUCAAGGUCAUCGACCCGAAGGCGGCAACACCACCUGAAGUUGUGAAACCUCUGAGAAACGCCAACUGCAUCCAGUACCACAACGCCAAGUUCACGUGUACAAUCACCGGAGAACCGAAACCUACCAUCACUUGGUACAAGGGUGCACGUGAGAUCAUCAACGGGCCCCGCUACCGCAUCUGGAGCGAGGGCGACAACCACUUCCUCACCGUCAUGGAUGUGUUCGGAGAGGACGCUGACGAGUACGUGUGCAGAGCCGUCAACAAGGCCGGUGUCAAGAGCACCAGGGCUGAGUUGCUGAUUAUGACUGCACCAAAACUGAACGUACCGCCAAGAUUCAGGGUCGAAGCGUUCUUCGACAAGGGUGAGAAUGUCGUCAUCAAGAUACCGUUCACUGGACAUCCCAUACCGAAGCUCACGUGGGUGCGGGAGGGAGAGACUAUUGAGUCGGGACUUCAUUACCAUGUGGAAAGAAAAGAACGCCAUGCCAUUCUUACAAUCCGGGACGCCAGUAAGAUGGACUCCGGACCUUACAGACUUACUGCCGAAAACGAAUUGGGACAAGAUUCCGCCAUCAUCAACAUUCAAAUUAGCGAUCGGCCAGACCCGCCGCGAUUCCCAGCUGUGGACAGCAUCGGCGUGGACUCCUUGGCAUUGUCCUGGAAGGCGCCAGUAUGGGACGGCGGCUCCGACAUCACCAACUACCUUGUCGAAAAGAGAGAACAUCCCAUGUCGAGCUGGAUAAGAGUUGGAAACACCAGAUUUACAACAAUGGCGGUGACUGGCCUGGUGCCCGGCAAACAGUACGAGUUCCGCGUGUACGCAGAGAACAUUUACGGCAGGUCAGAGCCCAGUGAGCCCACCACGCUGGUGCAGACCAAGGCCAUCGUCAAGAAGGAGUUCAAGAAGAAGGAAUACCCUGUUGACGAAACAGGCAAGAAAAUACGCUCAAACGCGGACCACGGGCCAGUGAAGGACUACGACAGCUACGUAUUCGAUAUCUACAGCAAGUAUGUGCCGCAGCCGGUCGACAUCCGCACCUGCUCUGUAUACGACAAAUACGACAUACUGGAAGAGAUUGGUGACUUCGUGAGAGCUACUUCUAAACGGAAACCACGGGAAGGCACAGGCGCGUUUGGCGUGGUGCAUAGAUGCAGAGAACGCUCUACGGGCAACUACUUCGCCGCCAAAUUCAUUCCCGUCGCCAGCGCUAUGGAGAAGGAGCUGAUCAAGAAGGAAAUAGACAUCAUGAAUCAGCUGCAUCAUCGCAAGUUGAUCAAUCUGCACGACGCGUUUGAGGACGACGACGAAAUGGUCCUCAUAUUCGAAUUCUUAUCCGGCGGUGAAUUAUUCGAGCGCAUCACGGAGCCAGGCUACAACAUGAGCGAAGCCGAGGCGGCGCACUACAUGCGGCAAGUGUGCGAGGGGGUGAAGCACAUGCACGAGCAGAACAUCAUCCACCUCGACCUCAAGCCUGAGAACGUCAUGUGCACCACCAGAACUGGCACUGACGUCAAGAUCAUCGACUUCGGUUUAGCCACAAAACUGGACCCGAACGAAGUGGUGAAGAUAUCCACCGGUACGGCGGAGUUCGCCGCGCCCGAGAUUGUGGAACGCGAGCCCGUCGGCUUCUACACCGACAUGUGGGCCGUGGGCGUGCUCUCUUAUGUCUUACUGUCCGGAUUAUCACCGUUCGCCGGCAACAAUGACAUUGAAACUUUGAAGAACGUAAAGGCUUGCGACUGGGAGUUCGAUGAGGAGGCCUUCCAGCACGUCUCGGACGAUGCUAAGGACUUCAUCAGGAGACUCUUGGUCAAGAGCAAAGAAAAGCGUCUAACUGCACACGAGUGCCUGGCGCACAAGUGGCUCGCGGGCGACGCCACCGCCGCGCGCACCGCCACCAUACAGGCGAGAAGAUACGAACAGAUGCGCAACAGACUACGACAGCGAUACGACAACUGGUCAUCGUUCGUGCUGCCGAUCGGCCGUCUCAGCGAAUACAGUUCGCUCCGCAAAUUGCUCAUCGAGAAAUGGAAGAUAUACGACGGGCAAUUCGAUCGUCGGCAGGCGGCGCCGCGGUUCGUGAUCAAGCCGCAGUCGGCGUUCUGCUACGAGGGCCAGUCGGUGAAGCUGUACUGCCGCAUCAUCGCCGUAGCCGCGCCCACCAUCACGUGGUCGCACAACAACCGCGAGCUGCGCCAGUCCGUCAAAUACAUGAAGAGAUACGCGGGCGACGACUACUACUUCAUAAUAAACCGGGCGAAGUUGGAGGACCGUGGAGAGUACAUCAUCAGGGCUGAGAACCACUACGGCUUCAGAGAAGAGGUCGUGUUCCUAAACGUACAACCGGUUCCCAAAGUCCAACGCCAACACGUCCCCGAGGCGCCGCGUCGUCGCGAAGCCAUACCGUACACCUUCUGGCAAGAAUCGAGCGAGACGGCACCUUCCUUCACAUUCUUGCUGCGACCUCGUGUUAUGCAAGCGAGAGACACUUGCAAGCUGCUGUGUUGUCUCAGCGGCAAACCUACGCCCACUGUUAAAUGGUACAAGGACAGAAGGGAGUUGUCCAAAUACGAAUACGCAAUGGCGCACUCCGAUGGCGUGGUGACGAUGGAGAUCAUCGACUGCCGGCCCGAGGACAGCGGCAAAUACACCUGCGUCGCCACCAACGUACACGGCACCGAUGAGACCUCAUGCGUUGUCAUCGUUGAAGGCGAAGUAGUGACAGAGGAACAGGCUGCGCUCGCGCAUAACCUGCUUCAUUCCGGUGAGAGGCGGUACAUCGAGAAGCCGCUGAAACCGGCGCCCACACCCAUCAUCACUAAGACCAAGGUGACAAUCGACCCACCGAGCAAACCAAGACCCAAAUACUCCCCUCAGAGCUCCGUGGAGGCUGCCCGGUCGCAGAGGAAGUACGGCGCCAGAUUAGGCUCAGACACGUCGUCGAGGUCAAGGAGCGCUACUAAGGAACUUAUUCUGCCUGCAUCAGACUCAGCGAUGUGCAAGCCAACGUUCGCGCGCGCCCUGCCAGACGCGCUGACGGCUAAAGAUGGCGCCCCCCUGUUACUGUCGUGCUCAGUGCGCGGAGACCCCGACCCGAGGGUCGAAUGGUACAAGGAUGCCAAGCCCCUGCAUUCUUCUGAGGUCGUCAACCUCAAGUACAAGAACGGCGUGGCGUCGCUCGCCAUUAACGAGGUGUUCCCUGAGGAUGAAGGCGUGUACUCGUUGAAGGCCAUCAACAGCCAGGGCGAGAUCGAGACCAAAUGCAAAGUCUCCGUCAAAAGUAUAUCCUCCGCGGAGCCGCAGAAGGUUGACAAGGCACCGAGAAUUGUAGACCACGCAGUGUCGCAGGUCGUGAAUGACGGGGACCCUGUCACGUUAUCUUGCAGAAUCGCAAACGCGGAGAGAUUCGACGUAGUGUGGCUGCACAACAAUAAGGAGAUCAAGCCCUCGAAGGACUUCCAGUACUCGUCGGAGGCGAACAUCCACAAACUCACCAUCGCCGAAAUAUUCCCUGAGGAUGCCGGCGUAUACACAUGUGAGGCGUUCAACGAUGCGGGCGAGUCGUUCUCAUCGUGCACGCUGGUCGUCUCGGUGUCCGGGGAGUCCCCCGCCGCGCCGCAGUACACUGCCUUCCCCGCCUCCGCUACCGUGCAGAGUGGAGAGCCGGCCGUGUUCUCCACUGAAUUGGAUGCGCCACCACUCCAGCUCCAAUGGUUGAAAGACAUCAAGCCGAUCGACGAGUCAUCAGACAGAUACAAGUUGAUGAUGGUAGGCACGUCAGCGUACCGUCUAGAGAUCGUCAAGACGAGCCCGGCAGACAGCGGACAGUACCAGGCCCGUGCCGCCGGGUCCAAGGGAGAUUCCUAUGCAGCCUUCUAUUUGAACGUUGUCGAUGAUGAAGAAUAAAAACAAAAGUAUUUAUUAAUUCGAUCAUUGUAUUGACUAUUCGAUUCAAUACAAAGAUUUUAUACUAUUAGAUAUGUCACUAGCGCAUUCAAACUGAGGCGAACAAAGGUGGCUAAUUGUCAAUUUUAUUUAGUUGCAUAAAUAAAUAUUGUCUACAAUAUAGAGUUCAGGAAGAGACGCAUAUCUUAGCAUUCCAUGGAUUCACCGUGCAAGUGCCGGGUCCAUCGCGUGGAAGAGAGAAAAUCUCCAAGAAGAGUCCUGGACUUGUGACCAAUGGAUGUAGGGUUAAGGAAUUCCUUGACAAUCGAUCAACACUCCCCUCCUCCGCUCGUGUUGUUCUCCCUGCUUAGCCAAAUUUGGUAAGAUUCUAAUAUAGAACUUGUUGCAGUUCUAGAGAGGCCAAGGUCUAUAAGCAAGUUAUAGAGAGUAAAAACUAUACAUAAAUUAUAAUUAUAUAAUGUGUGUGCGUUCAGUGCAGUAGCUAAAGUCGGAUCAUUUUUCGCUGUGAUUUUGUAGGCACCUAACAUAUCUAAUAGUAUAAAAUCAUUGUUUGUAUAUAAAACCGUGCGAUUUUAUGACCAUUCAUAAAAUAUUAAAAAUACAGGAACCGAGACACCGCCUUGCAGAACUUCUUCUGUAAAAUGUAUUUAAUUAGAUACCUAUACGAAUCCAAACAUAGGCUUAUUUUCUACGGAAAACAUUAAUAUUUUUAUAUAACGUAAAUGACAUAAAUAUUCACUGUCUUAAAAAUACAAAAAUGUAAAGAUUUUUAACGUAUUUCAAAUUUAAAUUUUUAUUUUAAAUAAAUUUUAUUUGCGCAGAAA